GGGUGGUUUUGUCACUUUCACACCCCUCAAACUCCCAAAAAAAAAAAAAAAAAAAAAAAAAAAGAAAAACUGCAGUCCAGUGGCAUUAUGCAUGCGCGCUUGCGACGGCGGCGCCAGUGACCGAGUUGAGAGGGUGGGAGGACCAGUGAUCAGUGACCUGGCCACCCGACGCACCAGCCGACGAGAGUUCGUCUUUGAUGUGUGACCUGCCGGUUCAGUGGACCUGAAAUUGUCAGUCAGCAGGCGGGCAGUGCAGCAGCUGUCAGUUAAGAGCUCAAUCGGGGAACGGAGCCGACGAGACAAGAUCAGGAUCUUGGGAGAAAGCCCCUUCUUUUUUGAACUAGAGGUCCUGGCUUGGCUUGUCAGCACCGCAGAUACCCGACUUUUUGGACGACUCUGUGUGGCGACAUAAUUUUUUUCCCCUCUAUUUCCACAGUCUGGCUGCUGGUGUUGCUGCUUGUCAUUCUGUGAGGGGAAACAAAUCGAAGACGGCCUACAUACUGCCUCUUGCUUCUGGCUUCCCCAGUCCAUUGCCGAAACGGGAUCCCCGUUCGUCAUUCUGCUUCCCGCCCGCGCCCAAUCGUCCAACGCAUUCCCGCCAACGGAGCCCAAGCCAAGCCAGGCCUACGCCAGCAGCCAGCCAUCCAGGGAGCCAGCCCACUCUGCCCUUGGACAAGGACUAGACUGGACAGGACAGGACACCCCGCCCUCGCAACGCAAUCCUCACCGUCCUCCGCCCCGCUGCUUCGAAAUUCACGCUCCACGCCGCUCAAAGUUGCGCUGCUACUGAAACCCGCCUGCAAACAAACAAUCGCAUUCUUGGAUCAGUGAGCGUGCAAAGCGUCCUCUCUAUAUCCUUCUCUUUUUUUUUUUUCUUUCUCUCUCCCCGUUUGAUUUUGUUCCCAAUCCACUUCUACGUUUCCACAUGUUCAAAACAUUAUUACCAUCUUUACGCGAUGGAGAUUCCAAAAAGGAUACAAUGUUGAAGACAAGGACCGCCCAUCUCUCAGCCCAUUCUCCGACUUCGUCAUCUUCGCACGAUGAUCCCGAGAACACCGCAGACGAGGAGGAUUCGGAGGAUUACUGCAAGGGUGGCUAUCACCCAGUGCAGAUUGGUGAGAAAUUCAAAGACGGAAAAUACACAAUAGUGCGGAAGCUGGGAUGGGGACACUUCUCGACCGUCUGGCUCUCAAGGGACAAUUCAUCGGGCAAGCACGUUGCCCUCAAGGUCGUGCGAUCCGCCGCUCACUACACCGAAACCGCCAUCGACGAGAUUAAGCUUCUCAAUAAGAUUGUGCAAGCCAAGCCAGAUCAUCCCGGCCGGAAGCAUGUUGUCAGUUUGCUCGACUCGUUCGACCACAAAGGCCCGAAUGGCACACACGUCUGCAUGGUUUUCGAAGUACUAGGGGAGAACCUGCUAGGAUUGAUCAAGAAGUGGAAUCACAGGGGUAUUCCUAUGGCCCUCGUCAAGCAGAUCACGAAACAGGUGCUUUUGGGCCUCGACUAUUUGCACCGAGAGUGUGGCAUCAUACACACGGAUCUUAAGCCCGAGAAUGUCUUGAUUGAGAUUGGGGAUGUCGAGCAAAUUGUCAAGAGGGUUGUCAAGAGCGAGCCUUCAGACAAGGAGAACAACCGGAAUGGGCGCAGACGGCGUAGGACGCUGAUUACUGGCAGCCAGCCACUUCCUUCACCGCUCAAUGCUACUUUUAAUCAUGCAAACCUCUUCCCGUCACCAAGUUCACAACAUUCAAGCCUUGGCCAGAUGCUGCAUGAUGGCGCAAAAAGCAAGUCAUCAACAUCACCUAGAAGGGACGGAGACGACAAACAGAAGCAAAGGGAGAAGUCAGCAGACUUACUCUCAAGGGAGGUUUCGGGUAUAUCACUUGAUAAGACAGGCGAGAAACGCAAGGCCGACGACAACCACGGUUUCGAUGUUAUCAGUGUCAAGAUCGCGGACCUGGGAAAUGCCUGCUGGGUUAGCCACCACUUCACAAAUGAUAUCCAAACAAGGCAAUAUAGAUCGCCGGAAGUGAUAUUAGGGUCUAAAUGGGGCGCAAGUACGGAUGUGUGGAGCAUGGCGGCUAUGGUUUUUGAGCUCAUCACCGGAGACUACCUAUUCGACCCACAAUCCGGUACCAAGUACGGCAAAGACGACGACCACAUCGCCCAGAUCAUCGAGCUUCUGGGUCCAUUCCCCAAAUCCCUCUGCUUAUCCGGCAAGUGGUCACAAGAGAUCUUUAACCGCAAGGGCGAACUGCGCAACAUCCACCGGUUGAGGCACUGGGCGCUGCCCGACGUUCUGAAAGAAAAAUACCACUUCAAGGAGGAGGAAGCCAAGCGAAUUGCUGAAUUUCUGCUACCGAUGCUGGAGUUGGUGCCCGAGAAGCGGGCCAACGCGGGCGGCAUGGCGGCACAUUUGUGGUUGGACGACACGCCGGGCAUGAAGGGGGUUAAAAUCCCUGGCUUGGAUGCCGGCAGUCGCGGGGAAGGGAUUGAUGGGUGGGCCAACGAGGUGCGGAAACGCUGAAGCACUCCCCUAGACUCCACCAUUGUCGGUUUGAUGAUGUGGCGUUUCUUGGACCGAGUGUUUUUCUUAUAGGGGAGUUGUGUCGAACCGCGUGUCCGGCCUUUCUCCUCUGGAGAGGACUUUUCAUCGUGAAAGAGCUUGCCUAUGGCUGGCAUGACUACCAGCCAGGGCAGGGAACCACUCGUUAUAAUAGCAUCAGAUUCCUUCUGUUUGGCGGCGUACAUUCAUCAUUUUGUUGUGCUUUUUGUUUUUGUUGGAAUAGCAAGACCUCUUUCAUGAUCUGUGCAGUUUUGUUUCUAUUGUUCCUUUCACGAUUAGACCAAACAUGACAACAAGCGCAACGUAUAGAAGAGCCCAAGCUAAGUGCUCGUCUCAACAUUUAACAUGGUGCUCAUAAAGUAGAUAAACAGGGGUACAGCUCAGAAGCUUGCACGACUAAUUACACGCGCCCCCUAGAUAUUCAAGCAUUCUCGAACACGUGGGGUUUCAGUAUUUUCC
This is a messenger RNA of Pyricularia oryzae 70-15, 3025 nucleotides long. Its product is annotated as CMGC/SRPK protein kinase, variant. Gene Ontology annotation, molecular function: protein kinase activity; ATP binding. NCBI's taxonomy places the organism in Eukaryota, Fungi, Ascomycota, Sordariomycetes, Magnaporthales, Pyriculariaceae. The transcript has 5 exons. The coding region runs from base 926 to 2527 and encodes 533 amino acids. The record is from RefSeq and is a predicted model, not a curated record. Gene Ontology annotation, biological process: regulation of mRNA processing; protein phosphorylation; spliceosomal complex assembly.